AUGAGUUACUCUGUUGUAUCAGCCGCCGUAUGGCUUCUCUUCUUUUGCCACGCCGUAUCUGGUACCUUCUUGUCCCAGAUCGAACCUUGUCCUGACUAUUGCGGAGACAAAGAUCCAUCAGAUUGGACUGUCUACUCGUCAUUGGCGCCUCUGAGCCAGUGUAACCAGCCGAUUCUGUUCGAUUUCAACAUUCACAAUCCUGUCGACGCCAACACUAUCUUCAAAUUGCGUGCUUGCAAUGCUGGCAAUGCCAUGCCUUCUUCUGUGGCCCACGUGAACGAGGGUCAGUCCAACAUAACUUCCCGCUCCGUUGGGGCUCGUGCAACACCCAGCAAUUCAUCUUCCAGAAGCUCUGGAUCGACUACCAAUGUGUCGUUUCAAUUGCUAUCCGGAGGGUCUUCAGCAUCCACCGCAGCCAAAGACUAUACAACCAUCCUCUCUGCUUUGCAAAACCGUCUCAAAAGCCAAGUCGCGAAUAACACCGCUUCAACAGCUCUCUUUGGUUACUCCAACGGCGUUACUGUUGGCAUGUUUAUCGGGGCUGGCAUGGAUCCUGCUGCAACUCCUCAAGUGUUCAAAUACUUGCUUGCCCAGCAACCGGGAAGCGAAAUAGUUGCCCAGCUUUGUGGUGACAACCGCACUGCAAGGCACGUCUAUGGCAUGUCUGUCAACACGAAUGGUGAUAUUAGUGCAAUUCAAAAGGAUGUUCUCUCCUGGUGGAAUGCCAAGUGUGUAGAGAGCUCUUCUGCUACCGCUAGUCAAACCUUCAACGUUGACAUUGUAGACCAAAACUUAGGCAAGACGAAUUCAUCGUCUGUCAAGGCUCGCAGAGACGGGACUUGUCGAACUGUCACUGUGUAUAGUGGCGAUUCGUGUGGAAGCCUGGCCUCAGAGUGCGGCAUAUCCGGCCAGGAUUUUACCACAUACAAUUCGCAACGCACGAACCUCUGUUCGACACUCGCUGUUGGAGAAAAAGUAUGUUGCUCAUCAGGCGGAUUGCCCAACUGGCAGCCCUCAGCAAACCCAGAUGGUACGUGUGUGGUAUACAACGUCCAGCCGGGCGACAACUGUGCUGCAAUUGCGGCCAACUAUGGGUGGCAGAUCAGCGACCUGAGUACUUUCAAUGACGGAACUACCUGGGGAUGGUCCGGCUGUGCACUCCAGACAGGACUUGCAAUGUGCGUAAGCAAGGGAACUCCCCCUUUACCUGCGAGUGUUAGCAAUGCUCUGUGUGGUCCAAUCGUUCCGGGGACAACGCAACCUACCGACGGCACUGCCAUUGCUGAUCUAAACCCGUGCCCCCUUAACGCUUGCUGCGAUAUCUGGGGUCAGUGUGGCAUCACAGAACCCUACUGUGAGGACAACAGGGGCCCUACCGGAAACCCAGGGACAGCACCUGUGAAUGAAUAUGGUUGCAUAUCAAAUUGCGGUACAGGUAUUACCAACAAUAGAUCGCCACCGUCCCAAUUCAUCUCGGUUGGCUACUACGAACAAUUCAAUUGGAACCGCGAGUGUCUGAACAUGCGAUCCGCGGACUUGCAAGGCAGUUCUUAUACUCACAUUCACUGGGCGUUCGCUGGUAUCAACCCUGACUUUACUGUCAACAUUACAGAUGACGGCGACAGCCAAUUUACACACUUUCUACAGCUUACAGGGGUUAAGCGAAUCAUCUCCUUUGGAGGCUGGGGUUACUCGACUGAUCCGUCGACAUAUGACAUUCUCCGCAGUGCCAUGACGGAAGCGAACCGGGAUACGUUUGUCAAUAAUAUUAAGAACUUUGCAAUUCAGAAUAAUCUUGAUGGAAUUGAUAUUGACUGGGAAUACCCUGGCGAACCGGAUAUUCCAGGUAUUCCCAAAGGUCAACCAACCGAUGGACCAAACUAUCUCCAGUUUUUGCUAGCAUUAAAGGUUGCGCUUGGUGAUAAGAUGUCAGUUUCAAUUGCUGCACCGGCUUCCUACUGGUACUUGAAGCAGUUUCCUAUUAGGCAGAUGAGUCAAGUGGUUGACUACAUUGUCUACAUGACGUACGAUCUGCACGGGCAGUGGGAUUAUGGCAACAAGUUCUCACAGGAAGGUUGUCCUAAUGGUAACUGCCUCCGAAGUCAUGUAAACUUCACCGAGACGGGGUAUACCCUCGCCAUGCUCACCAAGGCAGGAGUGAGCUCCAACAAGAUUAUUGUCGGCAUCUCAUCCUAUGGCCGCUCCUUCGGAAUGACGGAUCCAAGCUGCACUGGUCCUGAUUGUACCUUUCAAGGUCAAGUCGUAAAUGGCACCGGGGGCGGGUCGACGGCAGAUUUUGGACGUUGCACUGCUACUCGUGGCUAUAUUUCGAAUGCCGAGAUUGACGAGCUGGUUGCAAACGGUGUCGCCAAAGGAUGGUAUGACUCCGACUCCGACUCGGAUAUGGCCGUUUGGGGUUCAACGUGGGUUGCGUAUCAGAGCGUUUUCACUCGCGGCUCUCGCAGCAGAUUUUACAAGGUUCUCAACUUCGGUGGCACCAUUGACUGGGCCGUUGACCUGCUCGAAUUCACCGGCGAUGAUGGAGAUGAGACAGACCCUAGCCAAGACACCAGCGGCAAUGGCAGCUACCCCUUACCAGAUCUGUCUUGCUCUGCCAGCUACGCAACUCUCGAUGCCAUUGCAGCUGACGCGGGCAAGAUCCCAUCAAUGUGUGCUGCCAUAUACAUGGUUCAGAUUCUGCAAAAGAUGUACAACGAUGCUAUGGCCCAAUACAAUUCACUAAUGACACAGGGGUAUGACGAUAAGUUCAAAACCUAUGCAGGGGUUGUUGUCGAUCAUGCCGGAGCCUCCAUGACUCAAAUGAUAUACGGGAAUGGAACCAAGUAUUUUGAUUGCGUCGUGGCCGAGGUGAACUUUUGUUGUUCUGUCUGCAAUUCUAAUGAUCACGGCUGUGACUAUUGCCGUAAUGAAACUUCAGGCUGCAAACAAUUCUGCAACCCUCGCUACGGCGUAUGUUCUCCCAUCGGCAAGCGCGGUCUCGAUGCUAGUGCACAGGAUCUUGGCCCAACAGGCAUAUUCGCCCGUGAUGUACUACCUAUCCCUGGAUUCUCCAAGGAACCCGAGCCGUGUCCUCCUGACUAUUCAAAGCACGGCUAUGGUGGAGCGCAGGUGAACGGGGUGCCUUCCAACUCUAUCUGGUGGAAUUUCCGAAACGACCAGACCACGGCUCAGUUCUACGCUGACCUUUACUCGGAGACGGCAAUUCCGAAGAACAAGACGUCCAUCCAGACCCAUGUUCGCAAUAACAAUGCUUGCGCGCCGUCAUCGCACCAGGGUGAUGACUGCUGGAAUCUUGGUGUAGACUACACCAUGCCGUACGUCGACAACUAUACAAUAUCCGAUGUUGUCAACCCUAAGGAUGUGGUUACGCAGGCUACAGCGAACGCAACCGACCUGCUGGGCCAGAUCGGCGAUGUCCUCUCGUUUAUGCAGAGUGGACUAUAUGAAGGUGACUACAUGGACGUUGUCGAUACCAUCUCUAUCCCCAUCAUGAUGAUCAACUCGUCCGUCACAGAAAUGGCAACUAUUGAAUCCGUCGCGGACGAGAUCACCAAAGAGAGGCGAAUGGAAAUCAUCAUGGCCUUCUUUGGCGCUAUCCUGUUCCUGAUUCCCAUCGCCGGAGAGGUCCUCGGUUCUAUAGCAGAAUUGGCAGAGAUUGGAGCCAUCGUUUCGGCCGUUGGGGAGGUCGGCAACGUCGCCUUUGACAUUUAUUCGGUUGCUAGCGAUCCCAACAACGCUCCUCUCGCCAUCAUGUCGGCCAUCUUUGAGCCGUUUGCCCUGCUGGAUAUUGCCAAGGUGGCCAAGGCAGCCGCUAUCAGGAGAGGCAUGUCUGCUGACGAAGUUGGCAAGCUGGGUAAACAGGUUAAGCCUGUAUUGGACAAGAUUGACACCAUUAAAACAGGAUCUAAGUGUAAUAGGUAA
Molecule: messenger RNA, 3942 nt
Organism: Talaromyces marneffei
Lineage: Eukaryota; Fungi; Ascomycota; Eurotiomycetes; Eurotiales; Trichocomaceae
Exons: 2
Coding region: 1-3942 (1313 amino acids)
Biological process (GO): carbohydrate metabolic process
Molecular function (GO): chitin binding; hydrolase activity, hydrolyzing O-glycosyl compounds
Source: RefSeq, a predicted model, not a curated record